AUGAACGUGAAUUGGAUCACACACCUCGAAAAUCUGCUCGACAAAAAAAGAAGCCGAGGGAGAAGCCGAGAAAGAAGCGACCACGCGAAAGCGAUUAAGACAGAAAGGAAGGCGCACAACCAUAGUAGCCACCAGGAGUGUAGUAGUGCCCCCUUGAGUAAGCAACAUGUGGAAGGAGACCAUUUGGGGAGCACCCCGGAGUGCGACUACCAACAGUUGCACGCGUACCGCAUAGAGAAAGCCAUCAUAGAAAACUACAAAAAGGAACAGAUAAAGGAGUUAUAUCCGUGGCAGGUAGAAUGUCUAAGUCAGCUGAAAACGGUUAGGUGGGAGGAAGGGGAAAGCUUCCUUUUCGUGGCUCCAACGUCAGGUGGUAAAACCCUCGUGGCUGAAAUUUUUGCCUUUGAGCAGAUGGACAAGACGGAAAAGACCUUUUUUUUAUUUCCCCUAAAUUCGCUAAUAAAUGAAAAGAUGAGCUAUUUGAAGAAGCUGUGCAGGGGGACGAACAUCAAGGUGGGUAGUGAGUUGGCAGAAAAUGACAUCGUGUUGUGUACCUACGAAAAAAUGAACAAUUAUUUGAACAGGAAUAAGUUGGAGCGGGAAGAGGAGGGCAUGGACGUGGGCGUGGGUAUCAACGCUGGCACCGGCAUGGGCAUGAACGCUGGCGCCGGCAUGGGUAUCAACGCUGGCGCCGGCAUGAACGCCGGCAUGGGCGUGGGCUGCUGGCCGCCCCAAGGAAGCAGCGCCAACCCAGGGGGACACGCCUGCCACAACUUCAUCGUGGUGAUCGACGAGUUCCACCUGAUCAGCGAAAAGGGAAGAGGAAUCUACAUCGAAAAUAUCAUUUCCAAAAUCAUGUUCCUCAACAAAAAGCAAGCUAAGAUAAAGAUCAUAUGCAUGAGUGGUACCCUAAAUAAUUUCCCUACCUUAAAAAAAUGGAUGAAUGCUAAAAUAUAUAUCUCUCCGUAUACACGUCCCCAAGAGAUAAAGGAGCAUUACAUUUGUAACUGUGGUGUGUAUCGAAAGGAGAAGGAAGGAUGCCCCUUUUCCUACCUCUGUAAUGUGUAUGAUUUUUAUCGAUCAUGUUCGGACAGACAUGGUGAAGAAGGAGCUAGACGAUGCCUCUACAAUGCUACAAGUGUUAACACUUUGAAGAAGUGCAACCUGAGUGAAGAAAUUAACAUAUUUCAUGAGAAUACAAAAAAUAACAUUACUCAAUUUUUGAAGAUGAGGAACCCUUCUGUGAACAACAGCCUCGUGCAUUCACUCCUCUGCUUCUCAGUACACAGUCGAGUGAAUAAUUUAAACACCCUUAUCUUUUGCUCGACGAAAAAAAAUUGCGAAGUGUAUGUGAGUUUGAUUAAUCAGUAUUUGAGUGCAUUUCCUGUUGGGGACACCUCGGAGGAAGUGAAGCUCAGGAGGGAUAAACUGAAUGAGAGCAUACGUCAGCUGGAUGGCUACGCACACAGUACCAUGAGCAAGUUAGUGUCUAACGGGAUCUGCUACUACUACAGUGACAUCACGAACUCGGUUAAACGGCUAAUCGAGGUGGCGUACAAGGAGAAGACGCUCUUUUUGCUCACAUGCACAUCGACUCUCUCCGUUGGACUGAACCUGCUCGUGGAUCGAGUUUUAAUAUCAUCUCCCUUCAUCGCCCAGAACUUCCUAAGUGUCACACAGUAUAGGCAGAUGAUUGGCAGGGCGGCGAGGCAGAAGAAGGGAGACUCCUUUUUGCUCGUGGAGAAGAAACAUGAAAAAAAGAUGCUUCAGAUAUUUCAGGAGAAUUGUACGAACAUUACGAGCACCAUGAGUGAUGGGGGUUCUCUGGAGGAGAUGGAAAAAUACUUAAUUGAGUUUCUCUGCCUGAUGGAUGCGCAGCCUGUGUCUGUGCGCGACGUGGUUGCGAUGCUGUCUUUCUCGCUCUGCUUCGCGGAGGUGGCGCUAUCGGGGGGGGCUCUAUCGGGGGAGGCGCUAUCGGGGGAGGCGCUCUCGAGAGAAUCACUUUCUAGGGCAUCGCUCUCCAGGGCAUCGCUCUCCAGGGCAUCGCUCUCCAGGGCAUCGCUCUCCAGGGCAUCGCUCUCCAGGGCAUCGCUCUCCAGGGCAUCGCUCUCCAGGGAAUCGCUCUCCAGGGAAUCGCUCUCCAGGGAAUCGCUCUCCAGGGAAUCGCUUUCUAGGACGCCUCCCCCCCAGCGCGAACCACCCAGGUGCCCCCUCGAAGUGGACGAAGAGAACUUCACCCCCAGUGAACGAAUCUUUUACGAAGCAAAGAAGGAGCAAAUACACGCCGUCCUAAAUGUACUAAUCCAGCACAAGUGUGUUCAGGUGGAGAGUAACCGAAGAACCCUCCGCCUCACGAACUUCUGCAGAUCCUUAUGUGUCAGUAACUUCACUGUAUCCAUCGGAUCUGAGUUGUUAUCCGAAGUAAGAAGCUACGACAAGUUGUACCUCUUCAACUACAGCUUUCACCUCUGUUAUAUAUGCUCAGCACAUAAUUUGAAUAUCGCCUCCUUUUCCUACUACCUCCCCUUCCUCAAAAAUUUAAUCGCCAUGAUCUGCUCGGAUAAUUACACAAAGCAUGUCAUUUUUCACGUUUUAAAAUUCGAUAGUGAUAUUAUUAACAUGCUAUCUUUGAGAAAUCAGAAUAAUUGUUUUUGGAAAAAGAAGAAGAGAUUUUUUUCUGAUGAUAAAGUGGAGAGGAAACACAACAAGCUGUAUCUUUCCAUUCUUCUCUUUCUGUAUUUGAAGGGGACAACCUGUUCCGUUCUCUGCUCUCUUUUUAAGAUAACAGAGGAUGUAUUUCAAUCUGUCUUGCAACACACGUAUAUGCAUGUUCAUAUUUUGAUUUCCUUUUUUGACCGACUGGAUGAGUGGAUCAUCUCGAGUUUGCUGAGGAAGUUCCUCCUGAACUUCAAGUCCUGUAGAGUCUCUUCGGAGGACGCAGGGCGUGCGAAGGGGUCCAGGGGGCGCAGAGCCAUCCACGCGGGGAGAUUCAGAUGGGGCAAGCGCAAGAACGACGCGGGGGAGGGGUUCAAGAUGAGCGGUCCAUUUGAGAGGUUCAAGAUGAGCGGUCCAUUUGAGCGGUUCGGUAGAGCGGUCUAG
Messenger RNA from Plasmodium cynomolgi strain B, 3099 nucleotides. RefSeq names its product DNA-directed DNA polymerase. NCBI's taxonomy places the organism in Eukaryota, Apicomplexa, Aconoidasida, Haemosporida, Plasmodiidae. The transcript has a single exon. Bases 1 to 3099 code for a protein of 1032 amino acids. The record is from RefSeq and is a predicted model, not a curated record. Gene Ontology annotation, molecular function: nucleic acid binding; ATP binding.